Molecule: messenger RNA, 2791 nt
Organism: Ilex paraguariensis (yerba mate)
Lineage: Eukaryota; Viridiplantae; Streptophyta; Magnoliopsida; Aquifoliales; Aquifoliaceae
Source: the annotation of a GenBank genome assembly
CCAAACCCCUCCUCUGUCUUCGCUCUCUCUCUAAAACCCCUCCCUUCCUCUCUCUAAAGUCCCAAUCCCAUCUCAAUAUUCUCUUCACCCUUCCGUUCGCAUUCCACCGCCUGAGCACACACCCUGUAGAUACGAUUGGUGCUGUACUUAUAUACCGUUGGAUUUCGGUGGCUUCUCGUCGAGAUUUUUUAGCUUGCUUGAUCGAGUGUUAAUCUGGUGCGAUGUGAGUCUAUGACUAUUUGUCGAGUCGAGAUUAAUGCUGUUUCCUUGGAUAGAUGUUUUGGGUUGGUAUUAGUGAGCUUUUUAUUUGUAUCUGGAAGGAGGGUUUUGGAACUUUGUAUUUAGGGUUUAUGUGUGUUCGAUGAAUGAGAUGAAAGAGGGGUUGAGGUCAAGUACUCGGGUACAAAAAGUUGAGGUUGAUUUGAACCUAAAGAAUGGUGAUGAAGCCGAAAAUAAAGAUGAUUCGAGCCAAAAAAAUGAAGUUACCAUCACUCCUGAAAAUAAAGGGUCGCCUAUGACUUUGACUGAAUCGGAAUCAGGUGAACAGUUGACUCUUUCUUCCCUAGAAAAGGAGGUUGAGGAGAAGGGAAGCAAGUCUGAACCUGUGGACUGUAGCAAAGAUGCUGAUUCUGAUGUCAAUAUCAGUAAUGAUGCCAAUGCCGAUGAUGAAGCUGAAAAGGGUGGCUGUAAGUCCGCUAGAGGUUGGCAGGGAAGAAAAAGGAAACAGGUGGAGAGUCCGGAGAAGGGCAAUGAUUCCCCCUACAAAGUUGUUGAGGAAAAGGGAGCUAUGUUUUUAAGUUCAAACACUGCCGAUUCUGUUGAAGAUUUGCCUUUGUCUACCGUAGAAAGAAAAGUUGUAGAGAGAAGUGGGUCUGAACCUGUGGGAUGUGAUCAAGAUGUCAAUGCUCGUUUCGCUGUGAGUUCUGAUGCCAAUUGUGGUUCUGAUGACGAUAGGUGUAGACUUAGUAAAGGCCGGAGGGGAAGAAAAAGAAAGAAGGUGGAGAGUCCAAAAAAGGAAGAUGAGGCUCCUGUAACGGGUGAUGUGCAGAAGCCGGGCCCACCUUUGAUUUCAGACAAUUUGCGUUCUGACAAAAAAUCAGUUUUUUCUUCCUCAGAGACAAGACAUGAGGAGGAGAGAAGUGGACAUGAACUAGUACAGUGUGGAAAAGAUGCUGAUGAUGGUGUCAAUGUGGGUGCCAAUAUUGAUGGUGAUAUCAAUGCCUUUGAUCAUGAGGCCAAGUGUAAGCCUGAAAAAGGCCGACGGGGAAGGAAGAGAAAAGUGGUGGAGGAUUCUGAAUGCAACCAGGAUGAUGGGGUUGGGAGAAAGAAGGUCAAGGAGAUGUCACCGGUUAUUGGAAGGGUUUUGCGAUCUAGAACAUCAUCCAUGAGUGGUGAUGAGAUCGUUUUUGAUGGCGGAAAGGGUGUGGGAGGACAAAGAAAGAAGGAAUUUGUCCAGUCAAGCAAGAAAAAGAUUGAGAGAGGAAAGCAUCAUGGGGUUCGAUUGAUUGGCGGACCCCAGAAAAAAUUAAAUGGCAAACGAGGAAGACCCCCCAAGGAUCUAUGGAAGAAAGGAGCAUCUGUGGUGAUUGGUGACAAGAAAGAAAAGGCUAUGGGGUCCAAGAUCAUUAAGGGUUCCAAGUUUCCCAAGGUGCACAAGGGAAACAGUGCCUUAGAGGUGUUCAAUGAUGAGAAAGAAAAUUUUGUAAGUUCCAAGGAAAAGAAUGAUCAACCAAAGGAUCAAGACCAGGGCAACAGGUUAACUAAUGAUUCACUUCACGCAGGGAAGAGCACUAAUGGGAAGCAGUUGAAAAUGAAGAAGCACAUGAAAGGAGAAAUGGGGCGUAGAGAAGAACAACAGUUAGUGAGAGAACAAAUUAUCAGCAUGCUUAAGAAGGCAGGCUGGACUGUUGAAUACAGACCCAGGCAAAGCAAGGAAUAUCUGGAUGCAGUAUAUGUUGAUCUUGAUGGAAGAACUCACUGGUCGGUCACCUUGGCUUACAGGAUGCUUAAACAAAAAGUUGAUGAUGGAGUUGCUGACAGUAAGACCAUUUCUGUGUUUACGCCUAUACCAGAGGAGGUGCUCGGCAAACUUUUUAGGGUGAGACAAGAGAAAAAGGAAAAAGGUCUCAAACAGAAGCAAGGGGGUAAAGGUAGAAGUAAGACCAAGAAAGGACAGACUGGAAAGUUGUUAAAGAAUAAUCCUACUAAGAGCAUUUCUGGAUUGAAGGUGAAAGAAAGGAAAAGUAGAAAACCAUGUACUUUGCUGGUUCGUAGCUCUGAGAAGGGGUUGGAUCCGGAUAGUGAUGGUUUUAUGGCAUAUAAUGGGAAGUGCAGUCUUCUUUCCUGGAUGAUUGAGUUGGGAAUUGUUCUGCCUGGUGGGAAGGUGCAGUAUAUGAACAGCACAAGGACAAGAACAUUACUUGAGGGACAGAUAACCAGAAAUGGCAUUCAAUGUGAUUGCUGUAAUGAAAUCCUUACAAUUUCAAAUUUUGAGUCACAUGCUGGCUGUCAAUUGUGUGAGCCAUUUAAAAAUAUUUAUUUAGAGUCUGGAGUUUCUCUUCUGCAAUGCCUAGUAGACUCAUGGAGUAAACAAGAAGAUUGUGAUCGCAUUGGGUUCCAUUUUGUGGAUAUUGAUGGUGAUGACCCCAAUGAUGAUACAUGCAACAUUUGUGGAGAUGGUGGUGACUUGAUCUGUUGUGAUGGUUGCCCGUCAACAUUUCAUCAAAGUUGCUUAGACAUCCAAGUAUGGAUACAUUACCUCCUCCUCCCUCUGCAUUUAUGGUUUCGUUAG